This is a messenger RNA of Sorex fumeus (smoky shrew), 1572 nucleotides long. RefSeq names its product zinc finger protein 70 (gene ZNF70). Bases 225 to 1571 code for a protein of 448 amino acids. Gene Ontology annotation, biological process: regulation of transcription by RNA polymerase II. Gene Ontology annotation, molecular function: DNA-binding transcription factor activity, RNA polymerase II-specific; RNA polymerase II cis-regulatory region sequence-specific DNA binding. The transcript is spliced from 2 exons. The record is from RefSeq and is a predicted model, not a curated record. Lineage: Eukaryota; Metazoa; Chordata; Mammalia; Eulipotyphla; Soricidae.
UCCGGGCGCCCUGGCGGCCGCGGGCUCCGCGUCAGCAGCCGCGGCGGAGCGAGGCCGCGUCGGCCGCGGGUUGGAGCAGCUCAGGUGCGGCCCCGCCCCUCCCGCCAGCGGCCCCGCCCCGGCCCAGGUGAGCGGCCCCGCCUAGCUGCAGGUUGGGAGAACAGUGUGUCCCAAAGAAGAACAUCUUUUAACACCUAGUCAUUGGGGAUGAUAGUAGAUUCCCAAUGGAGGUUCCCCCAGCAACCCAGCUCGGUGAGACCUUUGUAUUUGAGGGUGGGUUGGCGAUGCAACAAGAUCUUUUCCCAGAGGAGGACCUGGGGGACCCUUUUCUUCAGGAAAGGGGUUUAGGGCAAAUGGCUGUUAUCUACAAGGAGAUCCCUCUUGGGGAACAAGACGAGGACCCCGAUGAUUAUGAGGGCAAUUUCAGCCUGUGCUCCAGCCCCAUUCAGCAUCAGACUUUGCCCCCACUAGACAGAUCCCAGGAUGAUGAAAUAUUUGACCAAACCUUCCUCCCCAAAUCAGACCUUAGUCCAUUUCAGAUUAUCCAUGGUGGAGGAGAACCCAGUAAACAGGAUGGCGAGAAGGUAGGCAGGGUACACUUGGGACCUCGCGAGCCUCGCAGGACCGCACAACCAGCCAAGCCCUAUGCGUGUCGGGAGUGCGGGAAGGCCUUCAGCCAGAGCUCGCACCUCCUCAGGCACCUGGUGAUCCACACCGGGGAGAAGCCCUAUGAAUGCUCCGAGUGCGGCAAGGCCUUCAGCCAGAGCUCGCACCUCCUCAGGCACCAGAUAAUCCACACCGGGGAGAAGCCCUACGAAUGCCAAGAGUGUGGCAAAGCUUUUCGCCAGAGCUCAGCCCUCGCGCAGCACCAGAAAACCCACACCGGGAAGAGACCUUAUGAGUGCAGGGAAUGUGGGAAAGAUUUCAGCCGGAGUUCAAGUCUCCGAAAGCACGAGCGGAUCCACACGGGAGAGAAACCUUAUCAAUGUAAGGAGUGUGGGAAAUCCUUCAACCAGAGUUCAGGCCUGAGCCAGCAUCGGAAAAUUCACACCCUGAAGAAGCCUCACGAGUGCGACCUCUGUGGGAAGGCCUUCUGCCACCGGUCCCAUCUCAUCCGGCACCAGAGGAUCCACACGGGCAAGAAGCCCUACAAGUGCGAAGAGUGCGGGAAGGCCUUCAGCCAGAGCUCCAACCUCAUUGAACAUCGGAAGACCCACACCGGCGAGAAGCCCUACAAAUGCCACAAGUGUGGGAAAGCCUUCAGCCAGAGCUCCUCCCUCAUCGAGCACCAGCGGAUCCACACGGGGGAGAAGCCCUACGAGUGCGGCCAGUGUGGGAAGGCCUUCUGCCACAGCUCUGCCCUGAUUCAGCACCAGCGAAUCCACACGGGCAAGAAACCCUACUCCUGCAAUGAGUGCGGCAAGGCCUUCCGGCACAGGUCGGCCCUCAUCGAGCACUAUAAGACCCACACCAGAGAGAAGCCCUACGAGUGCAAUAAAUGCGGCAAGUCCUUCCGGGGGAGCUCACACCUUAUUCGACAUCAGAAAAUUCAUGCUGGGGAGAAGCUAUAGG